Molecule: messenger RNA, 1246 nt
Organism: Penaeus vannamei (Pacific white shrimp)
Lineage: Eukaryota; Metazoa; Arthropoda; Malacostraca; Decapoda; Penaeidae
Source: RefSeq, a predicted model, not a curated record
CCAAAGCCACAGCCUCACCCGAACACCUCCUCCCGGCCAGCACUUCGACGUGGAUUUCGGCGGGAAUUCCGGUCCCGCGCGCGUGGUCAUCGACGAGCGGGAAGGAACCGUCUUCAUCACCCCGGCCGGCGCUUCCCACCCGCACACGCUCGUCGACCUCAGGAAGGGUGUGGUCGUGUACAUAGUCGACCGCGAGUGCCUGGUGAGCUCGACUCCCCGAGGGACCCAUCGCUAUGCCCGGCUCCUCGACGCUUCCUCUUCGUCUUCCUCUUCCUCUUCCUCCGCCGCCGCCGUCGCCGCUGCCAUGGCUUCUGGGUCAGGAGGUCAUGACCCCGGCACUCUCUACGUGUCGAGGGCCAUUCCGAGCCAACGGGUGAGAUCCGAGGUGGGGCGUCACUUGGCCGCCUGGUGCCAGCAGCGGCCGACGUGGAGGCUGUCCCGCCGCCGCCCCUCCCUCCCCUCCUACAGGGACUACCUCAGGAAAUACGCGGCCAACCAGACCGCUGUGGCCGGAGGAGCGCACUUCCGCCGCAAGAGACGAGCAGGGCGCAGACCCCGCCUGCACAGGUCCGUGAAUGGCAAGAACAAGAAAGGGCGGAGGCGGAGCAAGAAGGGCAAGAAAGCGCAGACGAAGGCCCUGAGAAGGAGCAAGAAGACCGCGAAGGCGAAGGCGUCUCCGCGACUGGAGUUCCCGGCCGCCCCUCUUCCCAAAGGCCGGCCAGAAGAAAGCCCAGAAGACGCGGUGACUGCCAAGAGUCCGGUCGUCCUCCAGGAGGCCCUGUCCCCUCGUUCGUCCGGAAUGAGGAGGACGGCCAGGGCUUCAGGCAUUACCGGGACUUCUACCACAACUCCGACGGGGACCUGGACGCCGAGGAGAGCGCGCCGGCCCCGGUUCGCCCUCGCUCCAAGCCCAAGACGAAGAGCCGCGCCCGCUUGCGGUCCAGGAUCGACAUCCCCGAGACGAUCGUUAAAGACGGACAGAUCUUCUACAGGUACGACGCUGAGAUCGACUCCGGGAGGAACAAGAAGGACCAGAGUAAGAGGAGCCACCAGGGCGGCCAAGAGUAUUUGGAGAGCGUGGAUGGCUUCGCGGCGACGUCUGACAACCACAUCCCUGAUGCAACUCCUGACCUCUUAGUUGACGGUCCCUUGGGCGCCGGAGACUAUGGCGGCGGCGUUCUUGUUGAUCAUAACUUAAUAGGCGACGAUUACCCACUCGACCUCCAGGGGUCACACGUACAGACGC